Magallana angulata is the source of this 898-nucleotide messenger RNA. Its product is annotated as pre-mRNA-splicing factor SPF27-like. The transcript is spliced from 8 exons. Gene Ontology annotation, biological process: mRNA processing. The record is from RefSeq and is a predicted model, not a curated record. Lineage: Eukaryota; Metazoa; Mollusca; Bivalvia; Ostreida; Ostreidae. The coding region runs from base 55 to 693 and encodes 212 amino acids. Gene Ontology annotation, cellular component: Prp19 complex; precatalytic spliceosome; catalytic step 2 spliceosome.
GUCCGAAUCCUUUGACGUACGCGCUACUAAAAGGUAUUAGAAAAUUUUCAAAACAUGGCUGGCGAAGUUGUCGUCGACGCUUUACCAUAUUUUGAUCGCGGUUAUGAUGAGCCAGGAGUGAGAGAAGCGGCUCUGUCACUUGUGGAGGAAGAAACUAGAAGAUACAGACCUACUAAAAACUACCUUGAAUAUUUACCAGCACCAAGCUACAAUGCUUUUGAGACUGAAAUAAUGAAAAAUGAAUUUGAAAGGAUGCAAGCACGAUUACCAAUGGAAAUGUUGAGCAUGAAGAGAUAUGAACUGCCUCAGCCAUCAGCUGGUAAAAUGACAGAUAUAUCAGCAUGGACAGAAUGUGUAGAUAACUCCCAAGCACAGCUGGAACAUCAAGCUCUGAGAAUUCUUAACUUGGAGUUGAUGGCAGACAAUGGAUCCAAUGCUUGGAAACAAUACAACACAAUCCUGGUACAGAUGAUGGAAAAUGCCCAGAAACAUCUGCAAGAUCUCAGAAAGCAAAUUCAAGAAAUUAAUUGGAGGAGAAAGAGUGAACAAACAGAGGCUGGAAACAAACUGAAGGAACUAGAAGACAGCUGGGUUGGCCUUGUAAGCAAAAAUUAUGAGAUAGAGCGAGCUUGUGUGGAACUGGAAAAAGAAGUGACAAGUAUAGAACAGAAAAAAGCAAAGGAUAAAAGGUAGCAGUGGGAAGAAUUCAAAAUUCAUUUUAUCAUGCUGUUCAUAAUCAUUGCAGGAAGACACAUUUUGAGACAUAGACUUUGGACUCAUUACAUGUACAUUGUAUAUUUGUGUUGCAAGUGUUUUAUGUUUGUACAUUUACUGACAUUAUGUGAAAAUGUCUAGACAACUUUUUUUUUUUUUAGAAUAAAAUUCUUUGAAAGUUGAA